AAGAACUCGUUCACUGUAUUUUAACGAACAGUAUGUUACAUGAGGCCAGGCUACAGUAAUCUGGGCGGCUACUGCUUCAUGCGAGGCGUUGGGACAUGCUCCGGCACUGUGAUCAGGAAAGGCUGCUAUGGAAAGUGCUCCCUCUGCAUUCCAGAUGCCUCCAAGUGCAUUCCACGAAAACGUUGUACAAAUCAUAGUGGAGCCUGCUUGAGCAAAGCAAAUUGGAGCAGCUGCGACAGAGAAUUAGAUUCCUAUUUCUGCCAUGGUAGCGACUGCGCCUGUUGCAGGACUAAAAUAUGCACUCGCCAAGAUUCUUGCAAAAAUCAGGGAGGUUACUGUUACAGAAUGAAGACCAAUGUUCAAAGACAACACGUCUGCAAUGGCCGAGUAGAUCCUGCUGGCUGUGGAGGCGCCCAAUGCCGGUGUUGUAUUCCUACUGCUGGAAAAUAAGAAGAGUGGCGACUAUAUUGCUCUUCUGAACUGCGUGAUGAUGUCCACCCAACAAAAAGAUGGAGCUGACACGAGUGCAAUUCUUCACUUCCAGUGAUGUCCACAAGUUCCCUUCACCUCAAAGGAAUACCUUGUUUGAUUUCCCGUUGCACUUUUCUUGGUUUGUCGCACAGUAGUUUUCGCUUAUGAAACACCAUAGGAUUUGGAAAUAGCUCCAAGAUCUAAAUCAGAUUUUGUAAGUGCCCUUACCUGAAGUCACUGUAAUUGGUCUCAAAUAAAUCUGUCUUUUACUUCA
Messenger RNA from Macrobrachium nipponense, 745 nucleotides. RefSeq lists its product as uncharacterized. Bases 40 to 450 code for a protein of 136 amino acids. The record is from RefSeq and is a predicted model, not a curated record. The transcript is spliced from 4 exons. Lineage: Eukaryota; Metazoa; Arthropoda; Malacostraca; Decapoda; Palaemonidae.